AACACGCGAGAAGAGAUUGUUGACAUGUCAGCAGCACUAAACUGAACUAAAUAUAUCAUAAUCUUCGUGUGUGAAGUACAUUACAUUCAUAACUCAAGACACAAGUCACGUAAUGGACGUGCUUCGCCCACAGAUUGUUGUCGUAUCAAACAGAUGUUACAGAAAAAAUCCAAUUAAUAAAAAUGAAGUAAAUACAGCAGAAGAGGACAUGUUCACAGAUGAUGUCACUAGCUGUGUUUACAACGACGAAGUUUGUGAUGCCUUCAGCAAUAUUGAGGAGACGGAGAACGGCUUCCGAAUAUUAUUGAACAUACCCAGUGCAUACUUCAAAUUCAUCAUUGGGAAGAAGGCAGAGAACAAGAAGAAGCUGGAGCUUGAAACACGUACACAGAUUCGUAUUCCCAAGGCUGGACAGGAGGGGGAAAUUGUUAUUCUUGGACACGACAGGAAGGGAGUGAGUUCUGCCAAGACACGGAUUGAUGUGAUCGUAGAGUCGGCCCGCCAGAAACAACCUUUCACCCACUUCCUCUCCAUCUGCAUCAACAACAUCGAGCAAUCUUUUGUUGACUUCAAGACGGAUGUGCUCCGCGAGUGUGAUGGGGAUCGGAGCCUGGAGGCCAGCUUGUUCCAGAACCCAAAGAAGCUCCACCUGACCCUGGGGACAUUGGCACUUCUCAACGAUGCCGAGAUCACCAUGGCAACAGAGCUACUGCAGCAGUGUAAGGAGGAUCUGGUCGAGCCAAUACUGAAGGGACAGAAGUUGUUGACUCGGGUCCAGGAUCUGGAGUACAUGAACGACGAUCCCAACGCUGUGGACGUCCUGUACGCCGCCCAGAUAAAGAUGACUGAUGCGUCUCACGAUGUUCUACAGAUUCUGUGUGACCGACUAGUGGACAAGUUCAGUGCAGCUGGACUGAUGCCUCGACAGUUUGAGAGAGUCAAGCUUCACGUGACUGUCAUGAACACACUGUUCAGGAAAGAUCCCACUGGAACUGCCCAGGCUGAAGUGACGGAGUCGAGGAGGAAUGUAAAGGAGAGGGAGUUUGAUGCUGCUGGGGUUUUAAGAAAAUUUGGGAAGUAUGACUUUGGUCCUCAGGAAGUCACUGCCAUUCAUCUUUCAAAGCGCUACUCAACAGGUCAAGAUGGCUACUAUGACUCUGUUGGAUCUAUAUCCCUAAUCUAGCGUUUAGUGAGAGUACUCCAGUCAGCUAGGGUUCAGUGUAUUGGACUCGAUGAAAUGCUACAGCAAAUAUUUGAAAUCAGAAUUACAUGACACGUUUUAUAGAUAACUUCUUUUUAUUUUUUAUCACUUUGUUUCAGAACUAAUUCUUGCUCUUUCAUCAGGUGACGAAUAAAAAGAAGUUAUUAUCCAUAAAAACGUGUCAUGUAUUCAAGAAUUACUUACUGAUCACUGCACACAACAUUGGUUCCAAAAUGCAAAUGUACAAAGGUGAAUCCAGAAUUUCUACUGUCGACAUUGUACAUAUUUGUAAAUAAAAGUACCAACACUU
Molecule: messenger RNA, 1511 nt
Organism: Haliotis rubra (blacklip abalone)
Lineage: Eukaryota; Metazoa; Mollusca; Gastropoda; Lepetellida; Haliotidae
Product: activating signal cointegrator 1 complex subunit 1-like
Biological process (GO): regulation of DNA-templated transcription; DNA alkylation repair
Cellular component (GO): nucleus
Molecular function (GO): RNA binding
Source: RefSeq, a predicted model, not a curated record